UCUAUUUUGGACUGGAAUUUUUGAUACCUCUAUUUUCACGGGUGUAAUUCUAUAAUUUCUUGCAUCUUUCCAUUUUAUUGCAAUAUCCCAUGGAAAAUUGUUACAGAAAAUUUACAGAAAUGAUUGCCUGAAUGGGUUGAAAGGCAGGGAGCGCCUGGAAAAUGCUGAUGAAAGGAUUCAAAUUAAGAAAAGGAUGGUUUCAAGAAAAUCCAAUUCAUUUCAAUUCAGAAAGAAUCCCUCCAUCAAGUCAUGCUUUCCAGAAACAAGAUCUGUUGAAGGAUCUGAGAAUAAGUGUGAUAACAAAUUUCCACAGCAUUUCAGGGCACAUACUUGUGAUGUUAAUGGCAGGUUCAAUGCAGCAGCUAUAUCUAUGAAAGAUAUUUCUUUAGAUGACUCUAACAUUAACCCUUUUUCUACAAUCAAUGUUGAAUCUUCUUCUUCUUCUUCUUCAGUUGUAUUAUACAACAAUGUUUUAUUCAACAGUUUACCACCUAAACUGCAGCAUCCAAUUAUCCCACUUUCCGAAAUUCAAAACCUCAAUCUUCAGUCGGUUUUCGCUGGCCGAAACCUCUCUAGUCUGCCUGGAUGGAAAGGUACAGUUAAUGUUGAAAAGCUUCCAAAUCAACAGUCUCAGUCAUUCAGUCCUUUGCUAAGGCAAGUCUCAAAUGCUACUGCAGAUCAACCUUCGCGACCACCAACUGGUUUUAUGACCCCUACACUAGCACAAGUUGCAGAAAAUCCAGGGGAGAUAAAAUGCAGUAACCAGACUAGGCAUAUUGUUUUGUAUGUAGCUGCGCUCAAAGGUGAUUGGAAAACUGCAAAAACAUAUCUGCGAUGGAAUCCACACGCAGUUCGUGCAACAAUUACAAGGGGUUCAGAAACUGUUCUUCACAUUGCAGCUGGGGCAAGGCAUACACUGUUUGUGAAGAAACUAGUGAAAAGAAUGACACCAGAUGACUUGGCUCUACAAAACAAGGUUGGUAACACAGCCUUGUGCUUUGCUGCUGUUUCUGGAAUUACAGAAAUAGCAAAAGUGUUGGUGAAUAAGAACAAAACUUUGCCACUAGUAAGAGGUAGCCAAGGAGCUACACCUCUCUAUAUGGCUGUUCUUUUGGGAAGACGGGAUAUGGUAUGGUAUCUUUAUUCUGUAACAGAUGAUAAAGAUCUUUCUGGAGAGGAUCGUAUUGGCCUUCUUAUUGCUGCUAUCACUUCCAAUCUAUUUGAUGUAGCAUUGGAAUUAAUUCGAAACCAUCCUGAACUAGCAAUAGCUCGAGAUGGGAAUGACGAGACAGCUCUACAUGUAUUGUCCAGAAAACCAAGUGCAUUUUAUAGCGGAACUCAACUAAGACUUGGGCAGAGAUGUAUAUAUUCAUGUCUCCAGGUGGAACUACAAUGUGAUUCAACUCCUCUAAUGAACAAUGAUCACUUUCCCCAUUGGAUAGUUCAAGCUUUAUCUUCAGUGAAAUUUCUACUCUGGAAAAGCCUUGCCUAUCUUUUACCAGAAAUUAACUUGAUUUACAAUAUCAAGUUGAGGCAUAUUCAAGCCCUUGAGCUAGUAAGGCAGCUUUGGCAACAGACUUUAAGCCUAGAUGAUGCAGAUGUUAAGAAAUUAAUCCGAAUGCCUAGACGAUUACUAUUUACAGCUGCAGAAUUCGGAAUUGUGGAAUUUAUCACUAUACUUAUCCGCUCGCAUCCUGAUCUUAUAUGGAAGGUUGAUGAGCAGAGUAGAAGUAUAUUUCAUACAGCAGUUGUACACAGACAGGAAAAGGUCUUUAAUCUCAUAAAUGAGCUAGGGGCACUAAAAGAUUUCAUAGCUAUUUAUAAAGAUGAGAGCAACAAUAACAUGUUGCACUUGGCUGGAAAGCUACCUCAUCCAAGUCGACUCAAUACUGACUCUGGUGCAGCUUUGCAAUUGCGACGAGAAUUGCUAUGGUUCAAGGAAGUGGAGAAAAUCGUCCAGCCCCUAUAUACUGAAAUGAAAAACUUUGACGGGCAAACUCCAGAGUGUCUAUUUUCAAUCGAACAUAAAAAACUGAAGCGAGAAGGAGAGAAAUGGAUGAAAGAAACUGCUUCUUCAUGCAUGCUUGUUGCAACACUUAUUGCCACUGUGAUGUUUGCUGCUGCCUUCACUGUACCGGGAGGAACCAACGAGAAUUCAGGAAGGCCUAUUUUUCUUCACACAAGGUCAUUUAUGGCUUUCGUCAUAUCAGAUGCACUUGCUUUAUUCUCCUCAGCCACAUCGAUUCUGAUAUUUCUUUCCAUUUUGACUUCACGCUACGCGGAAGAAGAUUUCCUUCAUUCUUUACCAAACAAGCUAAUCAUGGGACUUGCAACCCUUUUCAUCUCUAUAACUACUAUGAUGGUAGCUUUCACGGCAACACUGUUUCUUGUUCUUCGCCAUGGAUUGGAAUGGACUACUCUUCCAAUUAUUAUUGUUGCUUGCAUUCCAGUCUCAUUGUUUGCUUCCCUACAAUUCCCUCUAGUUGUUGACAUAGUCAGUCAUACAUAUACUUGCUUUCGUUUGAAAAAUCAUUUGCUGAGCUAACUAACAGUAAAAUGUUCAUCUGAGAAGCUUAGCUAAAUGAUGGUAGAAUUUUUAUCCAAGCAGCAACAGAAACAGGAUUGAAUCUAAACAUCCAGUUCAAUGGUAAUCAAGACUACAUUGGAUGAGGAACCAAGUUCUAAUCUCCUGGCAUAAUCCUAGAAUGAAUUAGUUAAUACCCAUUUGUAAAAAAAAUUUGUACAUAGUUCAUAUAUAUUUUUAAGCAGAUAAUAUGCAGCAAUUUUGUAGAUC
Ricinus communis (castor bean) is the source of this 2794-nucleotide messenger RNA. RefSeq lists its product as uncharacterized. The coding region runs from base 194 to 2545 and encodes 783 amino acids. The transcript has 8 exons. NCBI's taxonomy places the organism in Eukaryota, Viridiplantae, Streptophyta, Magnoliopsida, Malpighiales, Euphorbiaceae. The record is from RefSeq and is a predicted model, not a curated record. Gene Ontology annotation, molecular function: protein binding.